Molecule: messenger RNA, 3375 nt
Organism: Osmia bicornis bicornis
Lineage: Eukaryota; Metazoa; Arthropoda; Insecta; Hymenoptera; Megachilidae
Gene: Optix
Product: homeobox protein SIX3
Exons: 3
Coding region: 611-2035 (474 amino acids)
Biological process (GO): regulation of transcription by RNA polymerase II
Cellular component (GO): nucleus; transcription regulator complex
Molecular function (GO): DNA-binding transcription factor activity, RNA polymerase II-specific; RNA polymerase II cis-regulatory region sequence-specific DNA binding
Source: RefSeq, a predicted model, not a curated record
UACGAUCCAGGCAACAGCGGCCUCGCGUGAUAUCCCCACGGCCGAGGAGAACGUCAGCGUGCUGUUCGCCAGUGACCCCGAGGAUAUCUACCUGGAGAACGUUACUUGCGACCGGGAGUCAUCUGACGCUAGCGUACGGGGGUGACAUUCGGUACGCGAGGGAGGAACCGACGAUCAACGCUCACUUUCGUUCCAAGGUUCACCUGGAUCGUCGUGUGUUACUUCAAAAGGGAAUUUAAACUCGCGCCCUAAGGGUCUUGGAUCCGGGGUUGGAUUCAGAUUCGGAUAGAACAUUUAACGUUGUUGUCUAUAGAAACUGGUGAGAUUUUUUAACCGUGUCCGCUCGGUUCAGAGAGUAGUUCAGUGUGGUAACCGUGAAGUGAGUUUCGUAUUUGAUCCAGUGAUCGACGAAAAGAGUCUGAAUAAUGAUUAGCCUGACAGUCGAGUCAACGGCAUGAUGAGAGGUGCGAAAAGCAAACACAAAUCGAGUCGGAGAGUUUCCUGAGUCCGACGAUCGCGGUGACAUCGAUGCUCUGAGGAAGACAACAAAUCCAAGAGCACCGGGUAAGUGGAUUCUGACCGGGAGGAUCAGACGAUCGAGUUAACAGAGAUGUCAGCCGUAGCACCAGCAGGAACGGGUGCACCGGCACCCACCACCAACGGUCCGAUCGUGCCUGCUCCAGUUUUCGCGUUGCCGACCUUAUCGUUCACCGUCAGCCAGGUUGCCACCGUUUGUGAGACUCUAGAAGAAAGCGGUGACAUCGAGAGACUGGCCAGGUUCCUCUGGAGUUUACCAGUUGCCCAUCCUAACAUCCAGGAGCUGAAUCAAAGCGAGGCUGUGCUCCGGGCACGAGCAAUCGUCGCUUUUCACUCGGGGCAUUAUAGAGAAUUGUACGCCAUCCUCGAGAGGCACAAGUUCACCAAGGACUCUCACGGUAAACUUCAAGCUAUGUGGCUGGAAGCGCAUUAUCAGGAGGCUGAGAAGUUACGCGGAAGAGCGCUCGGACCGGUAGACAAGUACAGAGUGAGAAAGAAAUUCCCGUUGCCCAGGACGAUCUGGGACGGCGAACAAAAGACUCAUUGCUUUAAGGAGAGAACCAGAUCGUUGUUGAGAGAGUGGUACCUUCAGGAUCCUUAUCCGAAUCCUGGGAAAAAGAGGGAAUUGGCUGCUGCGACGGGACUCACGCCGACGCAGGUGGGAAAUUGGUUCAAGAACAGAAGGCAAAGGGAUCGUGCUGCUGCUGCGAAAAACAGAAUGCAGCAGCAAUCUGGCACAGGAAACGGAAAUACACGACGUACUCUCAGUCCCGGGCCUGGAGGUAGCGAUUCGGAGGAUUCCGAUAUUUCUCUCGGUGCAACGUCGCCUCCGUCGCCUAGUUCCUCACCUCCGCCAACUCAUCAACCAUCUCCUGUUCCUCUCAGGCCCCUUGGUCCCCUGCCUCCUCCAUCCUUAAAUUUCCGCUUCGAUCCUUCGCAAUCGCAGUUUCGAUUCAACCACGCGACGGCCUUCAAAUUCCCGCCGACGGGCUUCCGGUUUGGACCGCACAGCCCGCAACACAAUCAUCCGAACAUCUCGGGAGGUGGAAUCUUCAGGCUGACGGAAACGAGCCCGUUUCAAGCUGUGGGUCCUAGAGGUGAUCUUGGAUCGAGACUGCCAGAUCAUUUAGGACUACCACCACCAAGGUUGCACCCUCACGAAGGUUUGCUCCAUCACCCUCACGUUCAGCACUCGUUACCGGAAGGAAUGUCCAGGAUAUCGGAUGCUUCUCGACUCUCUGACGGCGGGAUUUCUCGGCUGUCGGACAGUCUGUCGGAAGCGCACAGUCCGCCAUUAAUGGCGACGAAUCUGUCGGUGACGGGUCCGUUAAGGGUUGCAGUGCCAAGCCCUCACACGCCCUCCUCGCGAGGCAGUCCGCCAACGGGUCAACAUACUCCGCAGGGUCAGUCUCAAGGCCAGGGUUUGAUAAGGGUCGCGACGCCUCCGCCACCGAAUCCGAAACCACCGCAAAUUCACCGACCGUUUUCGCCAGCGUGAUACGAUAAGGAGGAAGGAUCGAAAGAGAUCGUCGCGAGGGAAAUAACGGGUAACGAUCGGUCUUUGGUGUCGAGGAAAAUUCUAUCCAACGACGAGCAUCAGUUUUUCGAGAAACGGUUCGAGGUGUUGUGAGAAGAACGUGCGAGCAAACGUUUUCGUCGUAAAGAAUGAAACAGGGUUGGUACGUGAGAAGUAAUUAUUCGAGAUCAAAGAACGCGAUACUCGGAUGUAAUCAGCCCGAGAUCUACGAAGGGGCGCGAGAAAAUCAAUCAACUUCUCGCGUUGGAAAUCCGUAAGCUGAAGCUCGUUCGGUGAACUUUGUUGUUGCCAAACGACGUGAACACGAUUUUUCGAAAAAACGCUAAUUAGUCAAAGUCGUGUAAUUCGAUAGACAAGUGCCCGGAUCGUUGCUGGCUGACGAUGCGUCGUUGAAUUGAUCGGACGAGUGCAAUUUUCUUCGGGAUAACAAAAAAUGCGAGUGUAAAUAAAUAGAAGAUCCGAGGAACCGAUUACGAACACGUGGACUAUUUCGAUCUGAUUGAACACACCGAUCCGAUCCGAUCCGAUCCGCUUCGAGGCUAAACGAACUCAGUGUAGUGGUGUCUUUUGUAGUUUGUACAUAGCGAUGCUUCCAGUAAAAUGUUCUUCGGUGUAAUCGUUGCCUGAAACUGUUCGUCAUCGUUUCGAACAAUCGUGCUGCAUGAGCUAUCGCGAACGCUCUUUCAAUUCGAAGCUCGAAAGAAAGAUGUCUGAGCAUAGAUCGAGGUCUAACUUCGCAGAUAAUCUUGUUCGUCUAAUAAAUCGGGCUGAGACGACUUUCUAUCGAGCUCCAACGAAUUUUAGCGAUCCGUAAUGAUAUUCUACGGGCAUACUUUCGACGAGACGAAAAUCGCACAAUAUCGCUUGCUUGCAGAUCGAACGAAACGAGGGAAAUAAUCGUCGGAAGUGAAUUAAUUCAAGAUACAACUUCGCGAAACUCCCAUCACCCCUUUAGUCUAAGUAGAGAUUAGCGAUUUGUAAAUUUCACUAAUCGAUUCGAUCUUUGACUAAUCGUUCGCUUCGAAGGUUAAACAGCUACUAUCUCGAAGAUGCGAAGCAUUAUCGAGGAGCCGAUCGAUCCGAUUCUGAUACGAUAUAGAGAAACUGUGCGAGCACGAGGCUUUUAACCCCUCUGUCUUUGUAGAUACACAAGCAAACAUUGCAUACAAGUUAGCGAAAUUUCUUGUAUUAUCGGCUCCCCACCCUUAUAAAUAUGAACAUACUACGAUCUACGUAUACAUAGGUACCUUACUGCUAAAGACUAUUAACACACGGAACUAUACAUAUAUAAAUAUACAUAC